This is a messenger RNA of Cotesia congregata, 492 nucleotides long. NCBI's taxonomy places the organism in Eukaryota, Metazoa, Arthropoda, Insecta, Hymenoptera, Braconidae. The record is from the annotation of a GenBank genome assembly.
AUGGGCUGGCUCACUGUAAAAAGUCGUCGAAAACCUUGUUAUUUGCGUGAACUAUUCAUAGAGGAUCCUAAUUUGCGAAGAUCUGAAAGACUUGCAGCGAAAAGAAAUAAUAUUAGUUUCCCUAAAGAGAGGCCCAAAAUAGUUUUGACCAUAUCUCUGCAGCUGGACUCAACAUCCAGAGGAGCAUUGGCUCCCCCCAUGUCAGUUUUGACCCACCCGGGGUGCAUGCAAGCUACCAGGAUCCCAUCGUGCUCCAGGUCGAUGCUCAUUGACUUGAUUAAUUACCUGGGUGAACAUUAUCGGUGCCACGGUAUUAACCAGGAAAGUUUCCGUCAGUUGUUCGGCCUUGACCAUCCCAAUCCUCGAGAAUUUGGUAGCGACUCCUGCAUUGUUGAACAAUACAUUGAGUCCGGCUUCUCCGACUUGAGAGCUGACCUCAUUGACCACGCGGGGGAAGUCCUUGAAGUCCUUGAGAUCUUUAAAUAUAUUUAA